UCCGCUUAUCUAUUUUAAUAAAAUUUCCUGUCGGCGCCAAGGCAACAAUGAACGCUUUUUAUUGGCGGCAAUCAAAUCAGAUUAAUAAUUAGUUUGCAAAUACACGAUAUAAUUGUGCUGGACCGCUGGAGUAUGUGCUGAUAUUGGAGAAUCAGAAAGUCUGAGGUAAAGACGUAGCGGUAUUAAUAAAGCUUUAUUGAGGAAAAUAUAUUUUCUGGCGCCGUAGCACAGAUAGCGCGCAUGUCUUUAACUCAGAGGUUAUGGAUUCAAGGUUCGGCUCCGGCUCUCCGCUACCACUGGGCAUGACAACUUCACAAAGUUCAAGUUACUUUGUCAGCCUUCCACUGUCAAGUUUGGGUCAUGCAUCUGGUGAUUGCAUUGGUUUUGCAAAUGCAAUUAAACAUCACCCUUUGCAAAAGUAUGAAGGGGAAGAAUCAAAGCAAAAAAUCAAAGUCAUAACUCAUGCUGUUGUUGAGUGGUUUUUAAGCUGGGAGCCAUGGCAGUGGAGAAUUCUCUUCUCUGGUUUGGUAAACAGAUUUGAAAAGUCGCAGCUUCAGAGUUUGAGCAUCGCUGUUGAGUCAGUUUUCCAUCGAGACUUUCUCGCUGAUCUACAGGACGAGUACCCUAUGCGGAAAGUCAGAGCUCGACGCAAUUCUCCUACCAUGCAGCAAGAGUCUAUGGAAUGCACAGAGAGCAACAAUGUUGAAAUGGGAGAAGUUUCAGAGCUUACAUUUCGAACUGACAGUAAUGCUUUUAUUUCAAAAAACUUGAGUGACUCGAAUGGUAGACCAAGUUAUGUCAGUGAUUCUAGAAUCACUAGAUACUCAAGCACUCUAAGUGAGGUAAAAAGGCUGCAGUUAAGUGAGCAUGAAGAAGUCCCACGGUCCACAUCAAGCUCAAGGAACCUAUCACCUAUUGAAGAAAGCAGUGCAAGCCUUGGACCUAGGCCAUCACCCCACAAUGAGAAAACACCAUUCCUAUCUCUCACCCCACAGUUUUCCAACUUCAUCAGUGCAGCAAGAAUAGGCACAACAGCAUCAACAAGCUCUGCUCAGUCAGUGGCUCCUAGUCUUUCACCUAUAGAAGAAACAAGCCCAGAAAACAGCUCCAAAGGUGCUUCUCCUGCAACAGCCUUAAAUGCCACACAAAACAAGUUCAAUCAAAAUAGCCAAACAAAAAGUACACUACAGGCUGCCCCUCAAAAGUCCAAACUUGGCAAAAAUACGAAGAAAACUCUCUCAGGUGAUCUUGAACCAGUCCGGGCAGACUCUGCUGCCUCCAAGUGGACAAUGGGUCCUCCUGAAGAUGAAGAGAUCUCUGGCUUCCACACCAACUUUACUGAGAUGAGUGUAAAAAUGAAAGAUUUCUUCCCAGCAGAAAACCAGAAAGUUCUAGGCAAACCAGUAGCUUCAAGAAGUCAGAUUGGAAGUGCAUUCAUGCAGAGGUUUGACGUCUGUAGAAACAAGAUACCCGGUCCUACAGCAAAACAACUUUACAAGAACAGCAAAUUCUGGUCAACAGAAAAGAUCACCGUGGAAGCAAAACCUCAAAGACUAAAAGAGGAUUUCGGAAAACAGCUUCAAAAAAUUUGGAAUUGGUUAGAGUCAUGGCGUGACCACCAGAUUGUACAGUUGCUUCUCAAACUUUUGGCACAUUCUGAUGGAGAAACUGUAAAGUAUGUGGCGCACUGCAUCAAGCUAAAUGCAAAAAAUGUUUCCUCUACUGAAAGUACAGCGUCCUUACUACCAGAUAACUAUUGGUUGUCUGUAUUUGACCACCUAUCUUCAGUUGACAUAGCUCACUGUGGAGAAGUAUGUAGAUGGUGGUACUGCCUUGCACAAACUGAUUGGUUAUGGAAGAACAAAUGCAAAGAAAUAGGAGAUGAGUAUGGUGUUGAAAACUUCCUACAGCUGAUGGAAGAGACAGCACAUGAACACGAAACUUUAGACUGGAAACAAGCAUACAUUGAACUGCAUGAACGCAUGAAAAGAAAUGCGUCAAAAUUUUCUGACUUGCGCUCAAGUAGCAAAGCUUCUGCUUUCUCAGAUGGUAAUCAGUGCCCAUGUUCUAAUUAUGUUUUUAAAAUUUUACUGCAGAAAUUAUGGGUUAAACUAUUACUGAAUAGAAUGAUUUAAAAUUUAAUGCAUAUU
Molecule: messenger RNA, 2150 nt
Organism: Ciona intestinalis (vase tunicate)
Lineage: Eukaryota; Metazoa; Chordata; Ascidiacea; Phlebobranchia; Cionidae
Source: RefSeq, a predicted model, not a curated record